Messenger RNA from Amblyraja radiata (thorny skate), 3197 nucleotides. It is a transcript of the gene klhl2, whose product is annotated as kelch-like family member 2. Lineage: Eukaryota; Metazoa; Chordata; Chondrichthyes; Rajiformes; Rajidae. Gene Ontology annotation, molecular function: protein binding. The record is from RefSeq and is a predicted model, not a curated record. The coding region runs from base 287 to 2110 and encodes 607 amino acids. The transcript has 15 exons.
CUGGGAGGGUCGCGGUGAGAGUGGUGGCAGGCAGUGGCGGCGGGCGGGCAGCACAGAGCCAGGCGCUCCCUCGGCGACACCGUGUAAGUGUGUGUGUGGACAACGGGACGGCGCUGACAAUGGACAACAACCACCGAUAGACAGCUCGUCCCCUCCCCCCGAGCGGAACGGACAACAGUCGAGCACAAUGGACGAACAAUCGAGGUCGUCCCCGAGCAGAAGGGAGAACAAACGCGCUCGUUCCUGAGCUGAACGGGCAGCAACGGCGUUCGCUCCACACACUGGAAUGGUGCAGGGAGCCGUGUUCGCUUUGCGCACUCGGCAACAGGCGGAGACAAUGGAGAUACAGCAGAUGUGCACAAAAUUAUGCCAACAUAAACGCCAUGAUCUGAAGGAUGAUGUUUCUGAGAAACAGUGUCCAGUUACUGUGAAUCCUCGUCAUAUGAAAAAAGCUUUUAAAGUCAUGAAUGAACUGAGAAGUCAGAGUCUUUUGUGUGAUGUAACACUUGUAGCUGAAGACACCGAGAUCCCAGCGCACAAAGUGGUUCUGGCAGCCUGCAGUCCAUACUUUCACGCCAUGUUUACAGGUGAAAUGAGUGAGAGCAAAGCCAAGAGAGUUCGCAUUAAGGAAGUGGACAAAUGGACAUUGAACAUCCUUAUUGACUAUGUUUACACAGCUGAAAUUCAGGUCACAGAAGAGAAUGUUCAGGUGUUGCUUCCAGCAGCAGGGCUCCUGCAGCUACAGGACGUUAGAAAGAGCUGUUGUGAUUUCCUGGAGUCUCAGCUUCAUCCAACCAAUUGUUUAGGAAUUCGAGCUUUUGCUGAUAUGCAUGCCUGCACUGAACUCUUGAAUCAAGCCAACACGUAUGCAGAGCAGCACUUCUCGGAGGUCGUGUCGGGAGAGGAAUUUCUCAACCUUGGUAUAGAUCAAGUAUGCGGCCUGAUCGCCAGCGAUAUGCUCACCAUCUCUUCCGAAGAAAAGGUGUUUGAAGCGGCCAUUGCCUGGGUAAAGCAUGAUAAGGAGCCUCGACAGGAGCACGUGGCACGACUAAUGGAGCAUGUCCGACUACCCCUUCUUACACGUGAAUAUCUGGUGCAGAGAGUGGAAGAGGAAAGCCUGGUCAAAAAUAAUAAUGCAUGCAAAGAUUAUCUAAUUGAAGCUAUGAAGUAUCAUCUGCUUCCCGCUGACCAGCGCGCAUUGAUGAAAACCACCAGGACAAGGUUAAGAACACCAGCCAGUGUCCCAAAGGUGCUGGUGGUGGUUGGUGGUCAGGCACCAAAAGCUAUUCGCAGUGUGGAGUGUUAUGAUUUUGCUGAGGAGCGUUGGUACCAAGUUUCUGAGCUUCCCUCUCGAAGAUGCAGAGCAGGUGUGAUGUGUAUGGGCGGGUUAGUCUAUGCUGUUGGCGGUUUUAAUGGAUCUUUAAGGGUGAGAACAGUUGAUUCUUAUGACCCAGUCAAAGACCAGUGGUUCAACAAUGCUAACAUGCAGGACAGACGCAGCACGCUGGGAGCGGCAGUGCUGAAUGGAAUGCUCUAUGCAGUUGGAGGAUUUGACGGGAGUACAGGUUUAUCAUCUGUGGAGGUGUAUAAUGCCAAAGUGAAUGAGUGGUUUCAUGUAGCACCAAUGAACACCAGGAGAAGCAGUGUAGGUGUAGGUGUUGUAGGUGGUGUGCUGUAUGCUGUUGGUGGCUAUGAUGGAGCAUCGCGGCAAUGUCUCAGCUCUGUGGAGGCCUACAACUCUGCCAAAAAUGAAUGGGCUUAUAUUGCAGAGAUGAGCACCCGACGCAGUGGAGCAGGUGUGGGAGUUUUAAGCGGUUCACUCUAUGCUGUUGGAGGCCACGACGGCCCACUGGUGAGGAAAAGUGUAGAAAUGUAUGAGGUGUCCUCAAACACCUGGAAGCAGGUUGCCGACAUGAAUAUGUGCAGGAGGAAUGCAGGUGUUUGUGCUGUAAAUGGUCUAUUGUAUGUUGCUGGUGGAGAUGAUGGCUCAUGUAACCUUGCAUCAGUGGAAUAUUACAACCCAGCAUUAGAUAAAUGGAUACUUCUACCACAAUGUAUGAGCACUGGAAGAAGCUAUGCAGGUGUUACAGUAAUUGACAAACCUUUAUGACUAAAGAUUGCUGGAUUUGGUGAAUUCUGGAUUCUUCAUUGAAACGGCACUUCAUGAAGUAGCCCAACUUUUUAGCACUUGCUAAUGGCCACAUUAGAAGCAAGCAUUUAAAGGAGUGUGGAAAAUGACAGACAACCAUGCCUUGUCAGCAAGCACAGAAGAUUACGAUGAUUGCACUUGAUAGAAGCACUACAUGGAAAGGGACUACAUUACAACUACUAGUAAGUAGUGUUAGAGUGGAGUUUUGAUGUAUAGGAUUUGAAAUUUUAAAAGCUGCUACAGAAAUACUGACUUUUGCCAGGCAAAAAUGGAUUUGAGCAUUACGUCUAAGAAACCAGCACAUUGUUAUGAAUUCUACAGGUUAUGGCCUCACAAAUUUUGUGAAAAGGAAGCAGUGUAAUGGUUACAAAUGUGUUGCAGCAACUAAGUUGCUUCCAUAUGCCUGAUUAUAUGGACGUUGAUUUGUAAGGUGCCAACAGGUGUAUUUGGGUUCCAGGACCAUAAUUUUGUCUACUGUAUGCUGUUGGCGCAGCACGUAAGGACUUGAUAAAAAUAUUUUUAAUUUAUUUUUGAUUUGGUACGGCGAAAAUGCCAGUUGAGAGAAGUAGUAUUUGUAGACGAGGAGUGUUUAACAACACGUUAUCACUUGCGACGGAAAAUAAAGACAGUACCAAAUCUUUUAAAUGCAUUUUGAAUUUUAAUAAUGUUGUUCGAUUAAUAUAAAUGCAGGAAAAUUUUGAACUGUAUAAUUUGUUGCUUGUUUUAUUAAAUCAUGCCCCCAUUUUGAUGCAUUCCUACAUUUCUGUAACUCUUGGUUUACUUGAGAUAGUUCUUGGCAUGAAGAAUAUUGUUGCAAGUUUAUAUUACUAAAUUUGUGUGCAUUUUUCUUGAAUUGCAUGUAGUAUUGCCAAUGUACAGUAUAUUUAUGUAUUGGUUACAUUUUGCUGCUGUUCACUUUGUGUAACACGCCAGUUUUGAUUCUGCAUAAAUGCUGUAUGAAUUUAAUACUGAAUUUAUUUGUUUGGGAAGGGAAAGUGUUCCUGCAUUACACUAAAUCUGUUUAAAUAAAACUUUCUAUUGUGUUUGA